GUAGGGCCAUUCUUAGUGACAAACAGAAGAAGUGCAUGCGUGAUGUGCUGGUGAAGGAUGCGGCGCUGAAAGCUCAGCUGAAGAACUGUCAACAGCGGAAGCUUCAGUCGGAUCGGCGGCUAGCGGAAGUGAGGAGGGAGCUGCAGAAGUUGGACUCUCAGCUGAAACAGAUCCAGGACUGCCACAACCGAGAGCCGGAGCAGACACUCACGCAUCUGCAGGAGCAGCUCUUCAAACUGGUGAUGACAUCCAAGAAGACCCUGGAGGAGCAGGCUCUGAAGAUCCGGGAGGAGAACCAGAUCCUCCGCUGUGAGGUGGAGGACCUCCAGGCUAAGCUCUCCUCAUGAAGGUGCAAGACGUACUAGUCGGAGACCCGACAAACCUUGGUGGACCCACUUGAAAGAGAUGCUGGAGUACAUGAAGUGGCAUCUUGUCCUCUCAGAGUGGAUAGCUGAGAAAACGCUGCUUUCGUGUCCAUAGGAGACACGUUUCUUGCCAAAGUCCACACCAACCACUCCUUGAUGUAAUUUCCAUCAAUAUGUUUUAGUGCGCAUGUGCCACAUACAGGCCUGGCAGGUGAACUACAUUGUUUUCAGUGGGACAAAUUUUUUCCUGCCACUACUCUGGUCAAAAGAUGGGCUAGGACGAGGUGCGCUCACGUGAAGGCUCAAGACAAGGCUUCAAUCUCCUCUGUGGACAAACUUGAAAAAUCUUCCAGCGAACUAUACCCUAACCAUCAUUUUCAUACGCAGGUUUGGGUCGCUCGGUGAACUGUAGCUAGUGCUUCUAAAAGACUGACAGAACAUUUGAAAAGAAGAAUGUAAUGUUAACGUUUGAAUUUCAUCAUCAUAUGUUGUUGUUUGGUAUAUUAUGAGCUGCAUUUUUAUGCUGUUGUUCAGAUCUUAUUUUUUCUUCUUAUCUUAUUUACAUCUUGUAUGUCGCCUCGGACACAAUAAAAUUGAAUGCGUCCAUUGGAAUGGUAUCUACGAACGACUGUGUAAUAAUGGCGAAGUGCACCCUCCGGAGCUGAAGGUGGCGCUACCUUCCACCGUCGUGCCCAGCAGAAGGGCCACUCACGGAAAGACUUCAGAGGUAAACAGGUCGACGCUACAGAGCUACAUGCUAACACCCAGAAAUGUGAGUAGUUCUGCGUCUGGCUUUAACUUAACUUUUGUUUAAGUGCGAAAGCAAGUGCAGCUAAAAGGCUCGAGUGUUAGCCGCCCACCAUGGAGGCGAGAUUCAGCAGCGAAGUGGCCUCGCUCGUCGAGGUAGCUUUCCAGGGAACAGUGACCGUGUUCAGGGAAGUGUGUGCGGGAGAGCCGCAGGAGAUGAAGCUCGAGGAGAUCCGCGAGAUCCAAAGCCGUCUGGUUCUUCAGAUCCACAGCCUUUUCUCCGAGCUUUCCUCUGAGCUCUUGGAGGAGAAUGAAGCGCUGAGGGCUAAGGUGGAGCAGCUGGAGGACGUGAUGGAGAGGAAAGCCGGGCAGCUGGAGCAGGAGUUGGAAGCCAGAGUGGGUCAACUGGGCCGAGACAUGGAGCUGCUGGAGAAGCAGCUGAAAUGCAUCAGUGAUGGAGAAAAGGCUCAUUCUGUCCAGAGACAAGUUCAGCAGCAGACUAAAGGGGGCCAAGCCACUGCCCCGACAACAUCUAGAGGAGGUGAAGAUACCCCCCAUGCUACCGCUGCUCGUGAGGACACCGCAGGCACCCCAGGAUCUCCGCAGCUCAUCCAGCUGGCAGCAGCCUCUCCAGAUUCCUCUCCUCAACACGACUCUGGCUCCAUCAGUAGCCAGGAUGCAGCUCAGGUCCCAGCUAGCCAGGGCUCCACACGCAGAAGGAGGCGGACGUUGCAAGCAGUCUCCAAAAAGGACCCAACUGCUGAAGACGGAAGUCCUGAAGAGGUGAAGCCAGAGGAGGAGGGACGGAAGCUGAGAAAAAAGGAGCCGAGGACUGUGAAAAGGUUUUUCUGCGAUGAGUGCAACGCCAGUUUUCACUUGAAAGGGGAGUUGAACAAGCACAUAAAGGUCCACAAGACGCCAUUCCCAUGCGAACUCUGUGACAAAAGCUUCCUGGAGGAGAAGUCACUGGAGAGGCACCUUCAGUGUCACGAAGAGGACAAAGAUGACAAAGGUCCUCUGCCCUUCCCGUGUACGCAGUGUAAGAAAUCCUACCGCAGUGAAGAGUCUCUACAGAACCACCUGAAGCGACACCAGCAGCUCAAAGAGCCCAAGCCGUUCGCCUGCACCAAGUGCGGCAAAACCUUCAGGAUCAAGCAAUCGCUGGAAAAUCACCUGAUGCGUCACGAGAAAUGGAAUCAAAUGGUGAAGUGCCAAAUUUGUGACAAGGUAUGCCGGACGAUGGUGCAGCUGCGGUGUCACAUGGUGGUGCACUCUGAGGAGAGACCCUUCAGCUGUGCCACAUGCGGGAAGGAGUUCAAGAGUAAAGACACGCUGAGGUUUCAUCAGAUGGUCCACACAAACACCAAGAAGUACAAGUGCUCCAUGUGUGAGGAGUCCUUUAAGUACGCCCACUCACUCACCGUGCACAAGAGGAAGCACACCGGCAUCUCACCGUUUGUUUGCACCGUGUGUAACAAGUCAUAUAGGACCGGAACGGCGCUGAAGAGACACAGCGUGGUCCACACUGGAGAGAAACCAUUCACCUGCCACGUCUGUGGAGCAAGAUUCAGUCUCAACAACAACCUGAAGAGACACCUGCGCAUCCACACUGGGGAGAAGCCGUUCUCCUGCCAGGACUGUGGGAAGAGCUUCUCGGAUAAGAACAAGCUGAAGUCGCACAUGCUGAUCCAUGGAGCCACCAAGCCCUUCAUGUGCGACCUCUGUGGGAAGACUUUUCUCUUCAACUGCAGGCUGCAGAUCCACCAGAAGUUUGUGCAUGAAAACAGGGAGGAAGUGGGCAAACAGACACCUCAGAGGCAGAGGAACAAGAUGCUGGACAAACCGUUCACCUGCAAAAUAUGCCUCCACACGUUCAGUGCUGCCACUUCCCUCAAGCUGCACGAGAAGGGCCACAGCGAGCACAAAGAGUUCAGCUGUGCCCUCUGCGGGAAGAGCUUCCACAACAAAUACUCCUUCAACUACCACCAGAGGAGCCACACCGGUGAGAAACCCUACGAGUGCGAAGAGUGCGGGAAGAGAUUCUUCAACGCCGGCAGCCUAAAGCAACACGACCGCAUACACACAGGAGAGAAGCCAUACAAGUGCGACCAGUGCGGCAAGACAUUCAGAACAGAUGGAAACUUCUACCGACACUUGCGGAUCCACACGGGGGAGAAACCGUUCGAGUGCAUUAUCUGCCACAAGAAGUUCCAUCAGUCCAACCAGCUGAAGGCGCAUAUGCAGAUCCACACAGGGCAGAAGCUCUACAGCUGUCAGCGCUGCAACCGUGGCUUCUCCGACUCCAGGCAGCUUAAGAAGCACAGUUGUGAUGAUGUGCUAAAGGUUAUGUGCUAGUCCCCAAAAUACAGAUGAAUAAGACGCGCUCUGAAUACUGCUGAGAAAAGAGGCAAAUAUUUUUCAGAUGUGUUAGAUAUGUAGAAGUUAAAAAAAAACAUCUGUGAUGUUGUCCCAGCAGUAGAAACGUAAAUCUCCAAGUUAUUUUUGUGAAUA
This is a messenger RNA of Synchiropus splendidus (mandarinfish), 3623 nucleotides long. RefSeq names its product oocyte zinc finger protein XlCOF6-like. Lineage: Eukaryota; Metazoa; Chordata; Actinopteri; Syngnathiformes; Callionymidae. The coding region runs from base 1227 to 3467 and encodes 746 amino acids. Gene Ontology annotation, biological process: regulation of cytokine production; regulation of immune system process; negative regulation of transcription by RNA polymerase II. The record is from RefSeq and is a predicted model, not a curated record. The transcript has 5 exons.